Knipowitschia caucasica is the source of this 4092-nucleotide messenger RNA. Lineage: Eukaryota; Metazoa; Chordata; Actinopteri; Gobiiformes; Gobiidae. The record is from the annotation of a GenBank genome assembly.
AUGGCGGAGCCUGGACCAACAGAUCCAACAGAGCCCACGGGCCCGUCUCCAGCAGCUAGCCCGGGGUCUGAGCCUCCAUCCGCGACCUUGUCACCCACUGUGGACGGCUCCCAACGGCUCCUCUUUUCCCAUGACUUGGUGUCCGGACGGCACCGCGGCUCUGUGCGUUUCGGCCUCGUAAGGAUGAUACACGGAGAGGAGGAGUUCAACUCGGACUCAGACCUCGACGACGAUGGCGGAGGGAGAGGAGGAGGUGGUGGAGGAGGAGGUGGUGGUGGAGGAGGAGGAGGAGGAGGAGGUGGUGGUGGAGGAGGAGGAGGUGGUGGAGGAGGAGGCGGAGGAGGUGGAGGAGGAGGAGGAGGAAGGAUCCCGGGUGGUUCUGACACUGAGAGCGCCUUGGAUAGCCCGGGCCGUCCUCUGGGCAGGGGGUUUGUCCGAGUGCAGUGGUACCCUGAAGGAGGCAAGCAGGACAUCCGAGAGACAAAGUUGAAACUUGAAGACCGAGCCAUUGUCAUAAGAGACAUAGUGAGACGAAACAACUCCAAUGACAGCCAGUGUGGCAUGGUAACAAACAUUGAUUUAGAGUGUGCAGUAAAACUAGUGGGGACCAACUGUGUGUUUUAUCCAGUCAACAGCAAAGACCUGCAGCACAUUUGGUCUUUUAUGUACGGAGACUACAUCGCCUAUGACUUCUGGCUGGGGAAGGUUUACGAUUUGACGAAUCACAUCAUUCUCAAGCUCUCAAACGGAGCCAGGUGUUCGAUGAGUGUGGAGGAUGGUGCAAAGCUGUAUGAUGUCUGUCCACAUGUCAGCGACUCUGGGGUGUUUUUUGAUGAGGCCUACGGCUUCUACCCGGGGCAGGUUCUGAUCGGUCCUGCCAAAGUCUUCUCCAAUGUGCAGUGGCUCUCAGGGGUCAAACCUGUCCUCAUCCGAAAGUGCAGGUUUAGGGUGGUCGUGGAGGAGGUUAAAGUGGUGGAGUUAAAGGUCACAUGGAUUACAAAGAGCUUCUCUCCCAAAGGCUCUGACAGCGUUUACCCCCCUCCAUCCACCAUCACACAGGAGAACCUGUGCAGGGUGAAGCGUCUGGGUUAUUACGACCACACGCAGUGGCAGCUGGGGGAGAGGGCGCUCUACGUGUUUCCAGCGAAGGGUGACACCACUCGGAUCACCUGUGAGGGACCCGAGGGCCCCGUCCUGCCUGAUGACCUUGUCUUUAAAAAUGUGAACCGGAUGUUGAAGGACACAAAGAAGACAGAAAACCCUGAUACGCAAGAUCACAAACCGCAGCAGACGGAAGCGUCUCUUCCCAACAAUAACGGCCCUGGAGCACAUUCUCGGGAGCAAAAUACCAUCGACUCAACAAUGGAACAGACAGAGCAGGACGCGGACGACGAGGCUGCAGAAGACACCGAUGACACCAGCUCUCUGACGUCGUCUGCCAGCUCCACAGCCUCGUCACAGAGCGGUCCAACAACAAACCGCAAGAAGAGUGUUCCUCUGUCCAUCCGCAACCUCAAGAGAAAACACAAAAAGAAGAGGACCAAGUUCUCCCGCGAGUUUAAGCCUGGAGACCGAGUGGCUGUGGAAGUCGUGUCCACAAAGACCACUGCAGAUGUGAUGUGGAAGAACGGGCUUGUGGAGAAAUGUAUUCGAUCCAAUGACCUCAUACCCAUCCAGCACUUGGACGGACACGAGUUCUGCCCUGGAGACUUUGUGGUUGACAAGCGAUCCCAAGCAUCUCAGGACCCAAGUGUGUACGGAGUCAUCCAGUCAGGAGAUCACAAAGGCAGAACUUGUGUGGUAAAGUGGAUCAAACUCAGCUCAGCUGGAGACGAUGUGGAGGUGAUUGGAAUGGAGGAGGAUGUCAGUGUGUAUGACAUUGCUGAUCACCCAGAUUUCCACUUCCGUACCACUGACAUUGUCAUCCGGAUAUGGAGCUCAGAGAAUGGACAAAGUGACUGUGAAAAUGAGACUUCUGUUGGCCAAGUGUCUCGAGUGGAUGUGAGCAGCAAGGUGGAGGUUGUCUGGGCAGAUAACUCAAAGACUAUUGUACUUCCACAGCAUCUUUACAAUGUUGAGUCUGAGAUCGAGGAGACUGCCUAUGACUCUGUGGAGGAGACGAGCAGCGUGUUGUCGACUGAGGAGUGGGAGGACGAGAGCGACAGCUGGGAGACAGACAAUGGUCUGACCACAGAAGAAGACAACCACAUCAACGAGGCAGACGCCUCGGACACUGCCACCCCCACACCCACUGGCUUCUCCACUUUCAUUAUCUCUCCACAAGAGAGCAGCAAAGCUGGGGUUACCAGUCCCUUAAAAGCAAACCCCUCAGAGGAGGAGAGCUCUGCUGCUGCAGCAGCCGCUCCUGUGACUUGGGCAGGGAAUACUCAGGGACUUGCAGAGAAGCAGAACAAAGUUGGAGCGUCUCGAGGACUGAGGGAGCUUAAAGAGGCAUUAAAGAUCUUGGAGAGUUUGAAGAACAUGACUGUUGAGCAGCUAUUGACUGGCGGCUCUCCCACAUCCCCAACCUCAGCUGAACCCAGCUCCACCACAAAUGUGUCGAGUUCAAUGACGCCUGCUGCUCCUGAGAAACCCACGAAGGAGAAGCGCUUCUUAGAUGACCUAAAGAAACUACAGGAAAACCUCCGAAAGACGUUGGACAAUGUGGCCGUGGUUGACGAGGAGAAGAUGGAGGCUGUAGUGGAGGCGGGUGGCAGCACUGUGCCUGAGGUAGAAAAGUCGGCAGAGGAGAAGCUUCAACCUGAGCCCCAGACUCCUGUGGGUGGUUCAGCAUGGUCCAAUGAUUGGUCCAGUGACUUUCUCAGUGACACACCAGUGCUGUGCCAACAGAGUGGCGGUAAACCAGGCGUCACCUUCACCAGUGCCAGAGGAGAGGUCUUUUCUGUGCUUGAAUGGGCCCCAGAAACACACUCAUUUAAGAAGAUGGAGUUUCAGCCUGCGGAGGCUAAGAAGUUCUUUGGUACUGUUAGAAAAGAAAUGGCUUUAUUAGCAACAUCACUGCCUGAUGGAAUCAUGGUGAAAACCUUCGAGGACCGUAUGGAUUUGUUUUCAGCUUUAAUCAAAGGUCCAACAAGAACACCGUAUGAAGAUGGACUAUUUAUGUUUGACAUCCAGCUCCCAAACAUCUACCCCGCUGUGCCUCCUCUGUUCCGCUACCUGUCCCAGUGCAGCGGCCGCCUCAACCCAAACCUCUACGACAAUGGCAAAGUCUGUGUGAGCCUCCUGGGCACCUGGAUUGGCAAGGGAACAGAGCGAUGGACGAGUAAGUCGAGUCUGCUACAAGUCCUCAUCUCGAUACAAGGUCUGAUCCUGGUGAAUGAGCCAUACUACAACGAAGCAGGCUUCGACAGUGAUCGUGGUCUUCAGGAGGGAUACGAGAACAGUCGCUGCUACAACGAGAUGGCCCUCAUCAAGAUGGUUCAGUCCAUGACACAGUUGCUCCAACACCCUGUGGAGGUGUUCAGGCAGGAGAUCCAGCAGCACUUUGGCUGCAGCGGCUGGAGGCUGGUGCACCGGAUGGAAGCGUGGCUGGAUCUUAAUGACUCGGCUGAGAGAGGCCACCGCUCACAUCUGUGCAAGGCCUCGUCUGUGGAGCCUCUGGAUGAGCAGCUGCCUCUGGGGGUCGUGGCUCAAAGCAGUCCCUCUAAACCUGGGGAGGAGGGCGCUGAGGUGGGCUGCAUCAUGGAGGAGGAAGAGGAGGAGGAAGAGGGGAUGGAGGACUCUGGUCUCAGCCCAUCCACUACUGCAGCCUCACAGCAAGAACUCAGCCUAACUAGCCUAAAUUCUGACUGUGACAGUGCUCAGAGCAGCUGUGUGACGGCGGAGAACAAGAGUCCUGUCGUACGCAGUGGGACGUCCGAGUCCGGGUCUGCAGCGCAGCCCGUUGUACGACCAAAGAAGCGGCGAAAGAGCUAUCGCAGCUUCCUCCCGGAGGGCGGUGGGUACCCGGACAUUGGGUUCCCCCUGUUCCCGCUCUCUAAAGGCUUUGUGAAGAGUGUUAGAGGAGUCUUACUGCAGUACAGAGCCGCCCUCAUCGCUGCAGGCAUCACCGAUAAUACAGAGGACAAGUAA